Molecule: messenger RNA, 1116 nt
Organism: Acanthosepion pharaonis
Lineage: Eukaryota; Metazoa; Mollusca; Cephalopoda; Sepiida; Sepiidae
Source: the annotation of a GenBank genome assembly
AUGCAUCAUUCUCCCUUCAUUUAUUUUUCUUCUCCGCUCUUAAGUUUUUCUUUCUUUUUUCCCACUCUAAAUUUUUCUGCUUUUUUUUUUCUUUCUUCCCUGCUCUUAAUUUUUAUCCUUUUUUCUUCUCCGCUGUUAAUUUUGCCCUUUUUUUUUAAUCUCCACUAUAAAAUUUUCUCCUUUUUUUCUUCCCCGUUUUUAAUUUUUCUGCUUUUUUUUUCUUCUAAUCUUCUUUUGUUUGCUGAUACUUUUUUCUCAUAUAAACUCCCUUCUUCUUCUUCUUCUUCUUCUUCUUCUUCUUCUUCUUCUUCUUCUUCUUCUUCUUCUUCCUCUUCUUCUUCUUCUUUCCACCCUUUUCUCUUUAUCUUCCCAAUCAUCUUCUUUCCUUAUUCUUCUCUCUUUUUGGUUGUAGUCAAUUUCUUGGAUCUCUUAUUGUUUCUGACUUUACCAUUAAACAUAAUUCUUCUUAUUCAUCAUCGUUCUUUUUUUUCACUUGUCUCUUCGAGUGGUUUCUCUUUUUCGUUCACUUCUUCGCGUUAUUACUCUCUCUUUAUCUUCUUCGUCGUUUCAUGUGCCCUCUCUUCUUUAUCCAUUUUUGUAUUCUCACUUCUUCAUCAUUUCUUUUACUCUUUCUUCUUUGUCCUUUCUUGUGUCCUCUCUUCUUUUUUCCUUUCUCGUACUCUCCCCUUUUUGAUCUUUUUUGUACUCACUCUUCUUUGUCCUUUCUUGUACCUCCCUUAUUUGUUCUUUCUUGUACCCACUCUUUAUCCUUUCUUAUACCCUCCCUUCUCUGACCUUUCUUGUACCUCCAUUCUUUGUCCUUUCUUACACCCUCUCUUCUUUAUCGUUUCUUUUACCGUUUCUUCUUUGUCCUUUCUUGUGUCCUCCCUUCUUUUUCCUUUCUCGUGCCCUCCCUUCUCUGACCUUUCUUGUAAUCUCCCUUCUUUGUCCUUUCUUGUACCCUCUCUAUCUUUUCUUAUAGCCUUCCUUCUUUGUCCUUCCUUGUACUCUACUUUCUUUGUCCUUUCUUGUACUCUCUCUUCUUUACCUUUUUUCAAUACGUUUCAUUUUCUUCACCUUUUCUUCCUUUCUUCUGUCAUUAACUUCUCGCUUUGA